CCAGCUUGUGACAACUAUGACCUAAGUAGAGGUUGUACAAGGAUCUUUGACCCUGUCUGUGGCACGGACAACCUCCUGUACGGCAAUGAGUGUCUGUUGUGCUAUCAGAACCG
Messenger RNA from Balearica regulorum gibbericeps (East African grey crowned-crane), 113 nucleotides. Its product is annotated as pancreatic secretory trypsin inhibitor. Gene Ontology annotation, molecular function: protein binding. The record is from RefSeq and is a predicted model, not a curated record. Lineage: Eukaryota; Metazoa; Chordata; Aves; Gruiformes; Gruidae.